Dibothriocephalus latus is the source of this 690-nucleotide messenger RNA. The record is from the annotation of a GenBank genome assembly. Lineage: Eukaryota; Metazoa; Platyhelminthes; Cestoda; Diphyllobothriidea; Diphyllobothriidae.
ACGUCUGCUGACAGCAUUAUGCAAGAGUUAAGCGUGCAAAAGAAUGACGUCAAUGGGUCAGCACACGGAAAAAUUGUGUUUUUACAUUUUGAUUCUACUGAUCAUGCCGGCCACAUUUUCGGAUAUCCAUCACCAGGUUACUCGAAGGCUGUAUUCGAGGCAGACAACUUUACUCAGUCCGUCUUCGAGUUCUUCCGAAAAAAUCUACCCAAAGAAUUCAUAAAUGCAACAACAUUUAUUGUUGCCUCGGACCAUGGCGUUUCACAUUAUGGGCAUGGUGAUGGCGGUAUAAAGGAGCUCUAUGUGCCCAUAUUCAUGUGGGGUAGCGGAAUCGUAAAAGAACAAUCUCAUCCGCUUUUGAGAAAGUUGGACUCCAAAUCCGGGUACCAAAUACUCCUUAAUCAACUAGAUAUCUGUCCUCUAAUCGCGAGCCUCCUGGGAAUCAAGACGCCGUCAAAUUCCAUGGUAAGCAGUCAAGGGCCUCAAAUCCUAACCCUUAUCCUCCAGGCAACGAUUGAGCGAAUAAAAUCAACUUCCUUCUUUCCCUUCGUGGCAAGUGAGCGCGAAGAACCAUGGGUGGUGGAAGAUCUUUUACAGGAGACAGAUCAGCUUGUAAGGGCGCUGUCGAAAUUAAGUAAUAUGAAUUCUUUUCCAAGAUCCAAGAGCAUAAGCGAACGCAAGAUCGCUUGA